AUGGACCCGGCCAGAAAGCGCCAGAAAGUUUCAUCCGCCUGUGAGAGAUGUCGAAAACGAAAACUAGGGUGUGAUCAACAGCGUCCGUGCCAGUUAUGUCUCCGAGCCGGCGCAACAUGUGUCCCGCGCGGGGAGCUUGUGGCUCGAGCAUCUCCGACGAGUCCAAUCGCUGCACCAGUAGAGCAAAGGAGAGCUCCUGGUGAACGACAAAAUGCUCCCGUUCGUCCGAACGAUCGACAAACUGCAGUUCUCCCGGAGCUGAAUAUUGUCGACCUGAGUACCCGGAUGUUUCUGCGCGAUGAACAACAUCAAACACUGGGGUACGAUACCUCCGCCUUGCCCGGCGGCAAGAAGACAUACAGCCCGCUCCUCUCCAGUCCGAUACCAUGGAGAGAUGGAAUUGGUAUCCAGCUACCUCCACUGCAAAUCCUGGAUGAACUCGUUACCCAGUUUUUCGACUCCGUGGAUUGGUUUAUGAUGGUAUGUUCCGUUCUUGUGAUAUUGUUAGCUGUCCUCUUUACCACGUGUCCCACUGGUCUGAUGUCAUUCGGUCAGGUAUUCCACGAAGGGAGCUUUCGACAGCGAUACGCGAGUCUCAUUACUUCAGCGUAUGUUGCUGGACCCGAUAAUAACUUUCUCUGGCUUCUGAUGCUGGUUCUCGCUCUCGGCGCUCACUAUUCGUCACUUCGUGAGCCUCUCGAUGAGCAUCAUCGGAACCUAUCAGUUCUGUCCGAGACGCUUCUCACCCAGAUAGAAUACAGAUUCUUGCAAAUCAUUGGAUGUCCGAAUGUAGAAGCUGUGCAGGUUUGCGUUCUCCUGGGAAGCUUCCACCUAUUCAACGGUCGUCCGACGGUUGGUAUGGGUGUCUUAGGCAGUGGCAUUAAAAUUGCACAGGUCAUUGGAUUGCAUCGUGAAGCAAUGUGGCAUAAUCUUUCUGAAGUCGCGCGGGAGUCGAGAAGACGGUCGUGGUGGGCCUUGGAAGUGUUUGACAAGUAUGCAGCUGUGGCCUUUGGGCGGCCAUGUAGUAUAGACGAUUCUGAUUGUAAAAUUGGUAUGGUAACGGACGUGGGGGAAAUAAGUCCUCGGCAGGGCCCUCUCCUAACAUAUCAUCAAUGGAAAUUUAGACUCUAUCGCAUCAUGGGACCCUUCCUAGGGAGACGACUUCAGUCCAAUCGGCUCGAAACAGUCAGAGCUAUUCAUGGUCAGCUAGUCGCAUGGGAGAGAGAGUUGCCCGAUAGCCUGCGCCUGGAAAAAUACGGGGAAUCCGGUAGCUCGGGAGAUGCACCUUUAAUACAGCUGGCAGCGCUUGCUCUUCAGCUUACCUACGAUAAUCUUCGCAUCAUCCUUCAUCGGAGUGUUGCAUUUGGAGACAUUGGCCAUGAAGUUGGCUUAGCCGGAAGGGUAGUCGAAACCGAAAGCACCGCCUUCUCUCGUCAACAGCUGCUGGAGUCUGCACUACGAACCUCGGAACUGUACCGAUAUUCUCAUCUUCUGCAGGCCUCUCGUAGGACACACGCUGUGAUGCAUAUUGGGAUAUGCCUGUUUACAUCUGGUGUCGUCCUCUGCGCACUCUCCCUCAUGGAACCACUGUCCAUUACGAGCCAGAAGGCAAAAGCAGGCAUCAUGCAAAUCAUCCGGCUACAAAAGGAAAGCGUCUCGAAUCAGCAUGUUCUAUCGCUCCAAAGCGUCAGGAUCCUCGAAGAUUUGGUCAAUGUCGUCAUGCAGGCCGAACAACGAACAAUUCUUGGUGGCCCGAUUCCGGCGUCUAUAUCACAACCGAAAGGUCGCGCAAAGCGCGUCGCCGAUAAUGAAUAUACCGGUAUCAGUCAAAGCCAGACUAAUAUGAACGAAAACUCUGGUGGUGCGAAUACGACUACCCAAGCAUCCCUUACGCCUCUUCAGGAAGUUGAGUCCGGCCUUGCUGAUGCCAGCCAACUGUGGCUCUGGUCGGAUAAUCUCGGUUAUCAGUCGUUUGCUGAACUUGAACCGGAAGGUAACUGA
Messenger RNA from Aspergillus oryzae RIB40, 2001 nucleotides. Its product is annotated as Zn(II)2Cys6 transcription factor. Gene Ontology annotation, biological process: regulation of DNA-templated transcription; DNA-templated transcription. The transcript is spliced from 6 exons. Gene Ontology annotation, molecular function: zinc ion binding; DNA-binding transcription factor activity, RNA polymerase II-specific; DNA binding. NCBI's taxonomy places the organism in Eukaryota, Fungi, Ascomycota, Eurotiomycetes, Eurotiales, Aspergillaceae. The record is from RefSeq and is a predicted model, not a curated record. Bases 1 to 2001 code for a protein of 666 amino acids.